Molecule: messenger RNA, 966 nt
Organism: Enhydra lutris kenyoni (northern sea otter)
Lineage: Eukaryota; Metazoa; Chordata; Mammalia; Carnivora; Mustelidae
Product: gap junction protein delta 2
Exons: 2
Coding region: 1-966 (321 amino acids)
Biological process (GO): cell communication
Cellular component (GO): connexin complex
Source: RefSeq, a predicted model, not a curated record
AUGGGGGAAUGGACCAUCUUGGAGAGGCUGCUGGAAGCCGCGGUGCAGCAGCACUCCACUAUGAUCGGGAGGAUCUUGUUGACUGUGGUGGUGAUCUUCCGGAUCCUCAUUGUGGCUAUUGUGGGGGAGACGGUGUACGAUGAUGAGCAGACCAUGUUUGUGUGCAACACCCUGCAGCCCGGCUGUAACCAGGCCUGCUAUGACCGCGCCUUCCCCAUCUCCCACAUUCGUUACUGGGUCUUCCAGAUCAUAAUGGUUUGUACCCCCAGUCUCUGCUUCAUCACCUACUCUGUGCACCAGUCCGCUAAGCAGCGAGAACGCCGCUACUCUACUGUCUUCCUGGCCCUGGACAGGGAACCCCCUGAGUCCAUGGGGGUUCCUGGAGGAACUGGGAGUGGAGCCAGUGGUGGUGGCAAACGAGAAGAUAAGAAGUUGCAAAAUGCCAUUGUCAAUGGGGUGCUGCAGAACACAGAGAACACCAGCAAGGAGACAGAGCCAGAUUGUUUAGAGGUUAAGGAGCUGACCCCGCACCCAUCAGGGCUGCGCACGGCAGCACGAUCCAAGCUCCGAAGGCAGGAAGGCAUCUCCCGCUUCUACAUUAUCCAAGUGGUGUUCAGAAAUGCCCUGGAGAUUGGGUUUCUGGUAGGCCAAUACUUUCUCUAUGGCUUCAGUGUCCCAGGGUUGUAUGAGUGUGACCGCUACCCCUGCAUUAAGGAAGUGGAAUGUUAUGUGUCCCGGCCUACCGAGAAGACUGUCUUUCUAGUGUUCAUGUUUGCUGUGAGUGGCAUCUGUGUUGUGCUCAACCUGGCUGAACUCAACCACCUGGGAUGGCGCAAGAUCAAGCUGGCUGUGCGAGGGGCCCAGGCCAAGAGGAAGUCCGUCUAUGAGAUUCGCAACAAGGACCUGCCCCGGGUCAGUGUUCCCAAUUUUGGCAGGACUCAGUCCAGCGACUCUGCCUAUGUGUAA